Messenger RNA from Clunio marinus, 1169 nucleotides. The record is from the annotation of a GenBank genome assembly. NCBI's taxonomy places the organism in Eukaryota, Metazoa, Arthropoda, Insecta, Diptera, Chironomidae.
ACGUUACAUAAAUUUUUUUUGUUGACUUCCUGCGGAGUAUUUUUUGUCUUUUAUUAUCGACGAAAAAAAAUUCAUAUAAAGAUGCUUCGUAAUGCAAUAGUUUCGUCGUGUUCUCUUCUGAGCAAAAAUAACUCGCAAAUUCUUAAAUCGAUUGGAGUUUUUGGUGUUAAUAAUCAACAGAAACGAGAACAGAAAACCAUGCCAGUUGUUGGAAAAGAUUCAGUAGAGAACCUUCCUGGUUCAGCUUUCGGAUGGAAACAAUCAAACUGGGCUGAUUGGACUGUUGCACGUUUGGAUGAUGUUUUGAAUUGGGGACGUAAAGGUUCUUUAUGGCCACUGACUUUCGGUCUUGCUUGCUGUGCUGUAGAAAUGAUGCAUAUAGCUGCUCCGAGAUACGACAUGGAUCGUUAUGGUGUUGUAUUUCGUGCAUCUCCACGUCAAGCUGAUGUUAUCAUUGUAGCUGGAACACUCACCAACAAAAUGGCACCUGCUCUGCGAAAAGUAUAUGAUCAAAUGCCUGAGCCCAGAUGGGUUAUUUCAAUGGGAUCAUGUGCAAAUGGUGGCGGAUAUUAUCACUACUCUUAUUCAGUAGUUCGUGGAUGUGACAGAAUCAUACCAGUUGAUAUUUAUGUCCCUGGCUGUCCACCAACAGCUGAAGCACUUCUCUAUGGAAUUCUUCAGCUUCAAAAGAAAGUAAAACGUAUGAAGACACUUCAAAUGUGGUACAGAAAGUAAAUGAAUAGAAAUAAAUUUAAUUCUCAAAUGUUCGAGAACAGCUAAAUUAAAAGCAAAAAUAUUUGUGUAAAUAAAAAAUCAAACAGAAUUUUUAUCUUUGUGAGUUUUUUCUGUUGAUUUAUCAAUGACUUUAUUUCACCUAGUUUUUAUUUUUUAUAAAUUUUGAUGAUAUUGUUCGUUAUGUAUGAGUUGUAUUCGAAAAAGUUGUUUAAUGUUUUGAAACUGUGACGAAAAGGAAUGGUUUUGCAACAAAUAAAUGUCUAGGUUUGUCAUAAAUUUGCUUCAGAAAAAAGAAAGAAAAAGGUUUUAAUGUCCAACACCUAAUCUUACAAUCAAAAAGCUUGACUUUUUACUGGCAACAUUUUAUCUUUCUUCAUACUUAAAUAGUAUCUCAAAGCAAUGUAUUUCUCUCAAUUGAAGCGAACCUCUGUUGC